Molecule: messenger RNA, 2409 nt
Organism: Punctularia strigosozonata HHB-11173 SS5
Lineage: Eukaryota; Fungi; Basidiomycota; Agaricomycetes; Corticiales; Punctulariaceae
Exons: 5
Coding region: 1-2409 (802 amino acids)
Biological process (GO): regulation of DNA-templated transcription
Cellular component (GO): nucleus
Source: RefSeq, a predicted model, not a curated record
AUGACCGCGAGCACCAUGCCCUUCGACCGAUACUUCCAGGACGACCCCGCGUCCUCCCAGGCGCCCCACCAACACCGCCCACUCGCCGAGCACCCCGCGCCCGCUGGCCUCCAGUUCCAGCUCCCCAACUUUGUCCUCGGCGGCCCCCCGACCCUCGCUCAUGGCGGAGGCGCAGAGGUCCUCCCCGCAGGCCUCCUCGCCGCCGGCUUUGGCUCGUCCAGCUCGCUGAGCCAGGCCUGGUUCACCAACAACUUUUCCUCGGACUUUGGGGAGACGGUCUAUCGCAGCCCGGGAUCGAGCGAGAGCCAGGAUGUCGUCGACUCCUACCUCGACUCGUCUGCCGCCUACGCCGCGUCCCCCGCGCCCCCCAGCAGCCUCCAUUGGCCCGCCGCGUCCGCCCCGCCGCAGGCACAGCAGUCGCAUUUCCCGCUCCUCAACCACCCGUCCACGUUCGGGCUCCCCAUCUACUCCUCCUCCGGCUUCGACCUCCUUUCCCUCCUCGCCCGCGUCGUCCACCGGCCCAACCCGUCCAUCACGCUCGGCCCCGUCGACCUCACCUGCGCCUUCACCGUCGUCGACACCCGUCGCUUCGAUCAGCCCAUCAUAUAUGCCUCGCCCACCUUCCUCCAGCUCACCGGCUACCCCGAAGCCGACGUCCUCGGCAGGAACUGCCGCUUUCUCCAGGCCCCGGGAGGCAACGUCCAGCGCGCCGACGAGCGCAAGUGGACGAGCCCCGAGAGCGUGCGCACGAUGCACAAGGCCCUCGCCGCCGGCAAAGAGUGCCAGGUGUCGCUCAUCAAUUACAAAAGGGGCGGCCACGCGUUCGUCAACCUCGUCUCCCUUAUCCCCGUCCCGCCGGCGCCCGGCGAAGAGGCCGCCUUUGUCGUCGGUUUCCAGGUCGAUCUCACCCAGCAGCCGAACGCCAUUUUGCAGCGACUGAAGGACGGCAGCUACGUCGUCAAUUACGCUUCGACCGCCCAAGGGCCGAACGUCGGCAGCGGCAGGAGCAAGGCUCACACCGUGUCUAGGAGCGCCGUAGCGAACGACUUGCGGCAGUUGUUGAGCAGCGAGGCAUUCUUGCGUUCGUUGUCUCAUUCAGAGGACAAGACGGCCGUCGAACAGAACGAUGCGAUCGGUAUCGACGCUCUGCCCUCCGUCGUCCUGAACUCCUCGCCCGACUUUAUCCACGUCCUCUCCCUCAAGGGCGCCUUUCUCUACUGCGCCCCCACCGUCUCCCGAGUAUUGGGCUGGGACGCCGCCGAACUGACAGGCAAAUCUAUAACGGAUUAUUGCCUCCAGGCGGAUAUUGUCCCCCUGAUGCGCGAGCUUAAAGAGUCUUCUGGGCCUAACCCAUCCUUGACCACUGCCGCCGCGGCCAAAGACGAUGGAGAGGGCAAGUCUGUCGCCGUUCCCCAGGUAGCAUCGGCCCCGCCCAAGCCGGUCGACCUGCUCUUCCGCGCGAGGCACAAGGACGGGCACUACGUUUGGAUCGAAUGUCGCGGCCGGCUGCACGUCGAACCCGGAAAAGGCCGCAAAGCCAUCAUCCUGUCCGGCCGCCGGCGCAACAUGCCCUCCGUCGACUGGCGGCGCGUCACGCAGGCGGCGGGCGUCCGACCGCCCGCGUCUUCCUCGGCGGACAAGGCGGAGCUUGCCGACGGCGAGUUUUGGGGUAUGCUCGGCCCGGGCGGGACGAUGCUCGUCGCGAGCGCGGGCGUGAAGCACAUGACGGGCUACGGCGUCGGCGAGGUGAUCGGGCGGUCCCUCGUCGAGCUCGUCGACGACGACGACGACGGCGAGUCCGCGCGCGUGAUCAGGAACGCGGUCAAGGAGACGGAGAGCCGGGCGGGCGAGGCGAUCAGGAGGAUGCGGUGCAGGAUGCGCGGCAGAGAGGUGGACGUGGCGCUCUUCCACUCGGACGAGUGGGAUUCGUCGUUCGCGCGCGCGCGGCGGGACGUGCCUCAGCCGAGCGCCGCGGCGCCCGUCGUGGUCCAGGUGCGCGUCGCGGCGUUCGCGCCGGCGUCGUCCAUGGCGCCGCCUUCGUCCAGCGUCCACCCGCCGUCGGCCAACCUGUUCGAGGAGCUCGACACGUCGCGCGACUCGAGCUGGCACUUUGAGCUGCAGCAGCUGCGCUUCCGCAACCUGCGCCUGCAGGAGGAGGUCGAGGCGCUCGAGGCGUCGCUCGCCGCGGCCGAGCGGGCGGCGAGAGGCGGCGGUGGUGCGUCGCGGAGGAGUUCGGCGGCUGGCUUGACGUUGGGAGAGAACCCGGCUGCCCGGAACGCGAGGAGCGUGUCGACGAGCGCUCCGAGUUCGCUGGGCGGAUGGAGGUUGAGCAAUGAUGUCGUCGGGCCGGUCGGCAAAGUGGGCGCGAAGCGGUCUUGGGACGCGGUGGACGGCGGAGGCGGUGGUUGA